CAACGUGAAAAACAGCUGCUUUGGUCGAUAAAAUUUGGCUGAUUGGAGGGAAAAUAAUUUUGCUUUUUGUUAAAUGUUAAGAAAACGUGUAAUGGAAGCUUUUAUUUGUCGGUUAUUGUCGCCGCCAUAGGAAAUUGAAACGUUUAUAAGUUCUAAUAUAAAUAAAUUAAAUAUCAUUUGUCAGUGUUCAUCUUUGAUUCAUUAAUUAGGUAUUUUAUUGUAUAAAUAUUUGUUUUUUAUUGUAAUUGAAAGUAUAAUUAUAGCGUAUCGCAUUUUAACAAUUAACAACUUGUUUUCAUUGUUGUAUUUCAAUUUUUAAGGGUAAGCAUAGUCUUUUAUUAUUAUAUAUGGUUUCACAGUAUCAUUAUGGUGAGUAUGGUUAUGUAUUCACUAUAAUUUUGAUAGAUUACUAAUUUAUGUGUAUAUUGUAAUUAUGAUUAAAUUUAGUCUUGUACUAUAAAAAGUAAUGUUAUUUAUUCGAUAAGAAGAGGUUUUAAAUAAUAAAUUAUUUAAUAAUGUACAAGUUAGGUAUUAAAUUAUUAAAAUUAAAUAUAAAUAGAUAACCUGUUAGGGAACUAUUAGUAUAAGAAAGUAUAUGUUAUAACAUAACUAGGUACUUCAUUAUAUUAAUAUUUUUUAUUUUUGAAGAUUAUAGAAUUUAUAAAUGAAUCAUCAAAUAAACCAAAUUUAAAUUUAGAUAAUAAAAAAAAAUAAAAAAACAGUUUUUAUUAAUUAUUUUAUAUUUGAAAAUUUAUUUAAAAUUUUACGUCUUAUUGUGCUAGACUAAUAUCACUACUGUAUCUCUAACUUUGAUUCUUACUCUAAUUUUGAUAAAUAUUGAAAUAUUAAUCAACAUUAGUUUGAAUAUAGUUACCAGUUUUAUAUAGUUAUAUAAAAUAGGAUACUAUUUUUAAUCUGUAAAAUGAUUAUUUUAAAAUAAAUAGAAAUUGUAAAAUAUGACAAUUGUUUAAAUCAAGUAGCAAAAACUAUGCAAUUGUAUAUAGAGCAAAUAACAAUAUAGAGUUAUCACCUUUUUUGUACCUAUUUAAAAAUAUAUUUCCCAAACUUUAUUAUUGCACUGUUUGUACACUAAUAUUUGUACUGUUAUUUUUAUUUUCUUCUAUGAAUGGUUUUUUGUCAAAACUGAUCAUAUUAAAUUUUUAUUUAAUAAUAGGUAGUACUCUCAGGUACUCUCAGCUUUAUUUUUUUUUUUCAUUAUUUUAUAAUGUGGUCGUAUCUAUUUUUGUACUUAAUAGAAUGCAAUUUAAUUGGUGUAAAAUUGUUAAAAACGUUGAGCCUAUUAUUACUUAUAAUAAAACAAAAUACAAAUAUUGAGACCUAAACCUACUUUGGUGAUUAAGGUUAAAUUAUUAUUGUAUUAUUUUUUUUUUUAAUUUCAAGAUACUAAAAUAAUUAAUUAAUAUGUAUAUAAUUAUGGUUUUUAUUUUUUUGUUUUAUGUAUAGAUACCAAUAACAUGGCUAAAGUACAACUGUCAAAUGUAGUCGUUUUAGACAAUCCAUCUCCAUUUUUAAACCCUUUUCAAUUUGAGUUGACCUUUGAAUGUAUUGAAGAUUUGAAUGAAGGUAUUUUCAUAAAAGUAAUAAAUUUACCUAUUUAUUUAUUGUUUAUUAUUUAUUAUUUUUUCUAGAUUUAGAAUGGAAAAUGAUAUAUGUUGGUUCUGCUGAAAGUGAAGAACAUGAUCAAAUUCUAGAUACUAUUUAUGUUGGUCCUGUUCCCGAAGGAAGACAUAUGUUUGUUUUUGAAGUAUACAUUUUAUAAUAUUAAUAUUUAUUUACUAACAUAAGAAACAUCAUAAUGUUUUAACUACCUAAAUAUUUUAAUAGGCUAAUCCUCCUGAUGUUUCUAAAAUUCCUGUACAAGAUGCUGUUGGUGUAACUGUUGUUCUAUUAACUUGUUGCUACCGUAAUCAGGAAUUUGUUAGAGUUGGAUAUUUUAUAAACAAUGAAUAUACUGAUACAGAGCUCCAAGAAAAUCCUCCAGCAACACCUCAGUUUGAUAAGGUAUUUUAUUAUAUAAAUAUGGUUUGUAAUUUGAAGUACAUUAUAUUUUAAGCCAAGUAGGAAACUGGUUAUUAUUAUAAACACCCUAGAUAUGUGCAAAAUGCUCUUGAUGCAUGUGCUAAGUACGAAAAUUACUUUUUUUUUUAUUAUUAAAGGUAAUACAAAUAUGAUUGCAUAUCAUAAAAUAAUUAUUGAUAUUUAUGUAUAUUAAUAAAUUUUCAAUUUAUCUGGGCGCUUAUAGUUUGCACACAUUUACUAAAAUUACAACUUGUUAGCACAUUUAUUUACAGAUUCUAGUGCAACUUCUUGUUGCACACAAACACAAUUCACUUACACUUUUCUUCCCAUUUAUUUAGUCUUAGGACUAUCUGUGAAUAUUUUAACUGUACUGGAUUAAUUAAAAAUAUGCUUUUGAUGCGUUAUAUUUUAUAUGUUAACUACUAAUAUUAGGCUUGUCAUUCAUCUCGGUUUGACUGGGACAGUCCCAGUUUUAAGAGACAUGGUCUGGUCAUUCAGUUUGUCCCAAUUAAUAGAAGCUGACACUAAACUUAUAAAUAACAUUUUGACAGAUAAUACUGGUAGGAUGAAUGAAAAUACAGUGCAGGGCCUGAUGGUCUGUUAAAUGAAUUUUGGUUUAAUUUUUAACAAAUUUUUUGAACAAUUAAGAAUGAUACUACUAUUCAAGAAAAUUCAUUCAAGUGGAAGGUAUAAUAAUCAGUAGACAAUAAAUAAUCUUUUAUUUGACCUAAAAGCUUGGUGUCAACACCGAUUUUUGUUGUUUAAUAAUAAUAAUAAUAAUAAGUGUGGUUUUCGUUAAAGAUUAUCAGACCAUUUUGUUUACUGUUCAGUAUUUGGUUAAUGGAUAACUAUUAAUCAAAGACAGUAAAAUUAGUUUUUAGGGUUUUCUGAUUCUGGAAAUCUGAUUAUCAAAAAGUACAUUAAGUAAUUAAAGAUACACUGCCCCUCCUCUCUCCCUGUCAAAUCUACUUACAAGUUUUUUGUCAACAACUGAAGAACUUCCGUUGAAAAUAGGUGUUCAUUAAGUGUUAACUUAAGUUUGUAUUCAGUUUUACUUGUAAUAAGCAAGCUUAUGAAGGAAAUACAAGUUUAAGCAUCCUAGUGUACAAUAUUCAGAGAAAGUAUGGUUUUAGAUGAAAAUAAAGUAUUGGCACGUAAACUUAAAGAAAUUCACUUCGUUGUUUUAUUUUACAUUACAAAUUAGUAUAUUUACUUGGUAUACAAACUAAUAAUUUCAUUAAUUACCAUCUUAUUUCUUAUUCACUUGAUGGUUGAUAAUAUACCUUUUAUUCAAUUUUAGCAAUCAGCAUUUAAUAAUAUUUUAUACUUUUUUUUAAACAAACAAUUUAAUUAAUUUAGUUUUUAUUUGUUUAAGAUGACAAGAAAUAUAUUGGGUACUGAACCUAGAGUAACUAGAUUUAAGAUAAAUUGGGAUGAUUCUGAGCAACCAGGCACUAGCAAUGGAAUGCGAGCUAACGGUAAUGAGAACGAAGAUUUAAACCUGCAAGAAAUGGAGGAAGAAAUGUCAUCUAUGUUAUCUUCCCAUGCAGACAAUAGUCUCAGCCAAAGUCCAAUGGAAGUAUUGUAAACUGACUGAUUCAAUACUCAGUAUAUUUUUUCUAAGUUAUAAAUUUUAUAUGAAAUAAAGAAUAAUUUACCCUAUUUAUAAUGUAAUAUUAAAACAACAAAUGUUUUAGUUUCAAAUAAUAAAAAGAAUUUUUUAUUUAAUAUAUAUACAUAUUUUUUUUGUUUUUGUAAAUUUUUACUUUUUCCCUUUAUUUUAUAAAUUAAAUAAUUAUGAAAAACAUAAAUAAUAUUGUAAUAGAAAAUAAAAUUGGAAUAUUUUUACAUUGCACAUCAAAAUCAGUUUCAUUUAUUACAACUCUUCUUUGACAUAAGCAGGUUUUAAUUCUUCAAUUCUUUUGAUAAAAUCUGUUUUUUCUAAGCAACCAUCACAAAUUUCUUCCCAAUUGUCUAAUAUUUUCUUCAAAUCUUUUACUUUCAUUUUCUUUAGGUUAACUGUUUUCCAGUCUAUUUCUUUUUCUAAAAUGGGUAUAAUAUAAGUAAAU
Cinara cedri is the source of this 4109-nucleotide messenger RNA. NCBI's taxonomy places the organism in Eukaryota, Metazoa, Arthropoda, Insecta, Hemiptera, Aphididae. The record is from the annotation of a GenBank genome assembly.